AUGGCGUUGUACAGCGGUCCACUGCUGCCACCUGAUCUGGCCACACCAGCGGUAGCUGGAAGUGCAACCAUCAGGCAGCAGCAUGAGAAGAGAGCGGUCGCCGCAACUCGGGCAAUGCCUAUGCUCAUGAUGGCCAAGGGGGCCAGUUACCUCUGCAUUUCGUUCCCCUUGUGCUCCGCCGUCCCCGCUCCAACUCCACUCCACCGCACGCGCCGCUCAAAACCCUCGUCUUCACCGACGGCCCAGGGCACCCUAGGGGCGAGGGCCGCGGUGCUGGCCGAGCUCCUGCACCCCGGGCGCGACCCAGACGAGGCGGACGAGAUCUUGGCCCGCCUGCUCUUCUGCACCCACCACACCCUCCCGGACCCGCCCGUCUCCGCCGCCGUCCGCCUCGCCGCCCUCCCCCCCGGCGACGCCGCCUCCCCGACGCGCUCCUCCGCGGCGUCGUCUCCCUCCUGCCAGUCAAGGACGCCGCGCGCACCGCCGCGCUCUCCCGCCACUGGCGCGGGGUCUGGCGCUCCGCCCCGCUCGUCCUCGCUGACGCGGACCUCUCCUCCUCCCCGGCCGCCCCCGCCCUGUCCCGCGUCCUCGAGGCGCACCCGGGGCCCUUCCGCUGCGUCCACCUCACCGGCAGCUGCACGGAGGAGUCCCGCCACCUGCUCGCGCCCUGGCUCCAGCUCCUCGCCGCCAAGGCCGUGCAGGAGCUCGUCCUCGUCAACCGCCGCUCCCCGCUCGACGUCGUCCUCCCCGCCACGUUCCUGCCCACGGCCACCCUCACCCGCCUCCACCUCUGCUUCUGGAAGCACGGCCGGGCUCCCGCCGGGCGUCUCUUUCCCCAACCUCUGCGAGCUCGGGCUUUACAGCGUCGUCGUCGAGAGCCGGGAUCUGGACUUCAUGCUCGACAGGAGCCCGGUGCUGGAGACGCUCUGCGUCGAAGGGAACCUGUUCACCCUCCGGCUGCGCCUUGUCAGCCAAAGCCUCCGGUGCGUGCAGAUCAUCGGGUCCUUCUUGGAGGAGAUCUUCGUGGUGAACGCCCCACUCCUUGAGCGCCUCAUCAAUUUGGAAGGUUGGACCGGUGAUGCCAGAUGCACCAAGGUCAAGAUUGGCCAUGCCCCCAAGCUGCAAUUGUUGGCAUACUUGCAGUUGGACACACGGAAUCACGUCCUCGAGAUCGGCAACACAAUCAUCAAGGCUGGUACAAGGGUGAGCCCAAGAACCAUGGUAACAAGUGUGACAGUCCUGGCUUUGGAGGUGCGUUUCGGAGUGCGCAAUGAUGCCAACAUGAUUCCCAGUGUCCUCGGAUGCUUUCCUAAUGUCGAGACACUCUACAUCAAGUCUGGAAAGCCUGAUCAAUCAACUGGCAAGCUCAACCAAAAGUUCUGGCACGACUCUGGUGCCAUAGAAUGCACCCGUUCACGCAUCAAGCAGCUGAUUUUUCAUGAUUUCCAAGGGGAUUGAAGUGAGCUCGCCUUCCUCAAAUACUUCGUCGAGAGUGCAUUGAUGCUCAAGCAGGUGGUGAUCCUUUUGUCCUCUGGCUCAACUUUGGCGGCGGAGGAGGUGCAUUCCAAAAUGGCGAAUGUGAAACGGGCAGGUGAAGUCUCCAUAGCGCUGGUCACUGCUAUUCCGGUCUUCAAGGACGUUUCAAGAGAGGGUCUGAGUUUUCUCUUGGCGACCUUUUGUCUCUUUUGAAAUUUUGAAAUUUCCUUGUGCAAACUAUUGAAGCCACAACAGGUGCGUGCGACGCAAAUUGCCUUGGAAGUUAUUGGAAUGUCCUGUUCCUGUGGUCUGUGCAUGCAAGGCACCGUUGAGGUUUGUUUUCAGUGUUUGGAUAUCCGCCCCGUCGACUCUUGUUCCAUGAUUAGCUAUGUGUCCAAGUUAGUAGUUAGUACACUACUUACAGUACCAUUCUGUUGCAACCAUGAAGUAAUUGAUGUUUGGUUGGCAAUCA
Molecule: messenger RNA, 1948 nt
Organism: Triticum dicoccoides
Lineage: Eukaryota; Viridiplantae; Streptophyta; Magnoliopsida; Poales; Poaceae
Product: wiskott-Aldrich syndrome protein homolog 1-like
Exons: 4
Coding region: 1-1458 (485 amino acids)
Source: RefSeq, a predicted model, not a curated record